Molecule: messenger RNA, 2697 nt
Organism: Malus domestica (apple)
Lineage: Eukaryota; Viridiplantae; Streptophyta; Magnoliopsida; Rosales; Rosaceae
Product: WD repeat-containing protein WDS homolog
Molecular function (GO): protein binding
Source: RefSeq, a predicted model, not a curated record
GGGACCCGGUCUUUCCCUCAAAACGAAGCAAACGAUGGUUAAACUCUGUGAAUCUCUCCCAUUGACUGCUACUUUGCUGCUUCCCAAAAUUCCAAUCCACCCUCACAAAUUUACAGUUUUUUCCAAUUUUUCCCCACGAAUCCUAUCUAAUCUUCCCACCGCCAAAAAUUCCUACCGGUUUUCGAAUUAUCGUUCUUUCUUCCUCUACGAGCUCCAUGCUCUUCUGGGUUCGUUGGAUUCUUCUGAAUAGCCAUGGCAGUUUUCGGCGUAUCGGGCUCUAGGGUUAUUCUCUCCGAGAUCGGAGUUGUUCUCGGAUGGUAAAGCUGGCAGCUUCAUUUGAGGUACAAGUGCUUUUCGCGUAAGGACUUCUGGGCAUUGAGAAAUGAGAAUUGAGCUCUUCUGUUGUGCUGGUACGUUUUCGGUUGAGCUUUUGUUUGGCAGUAAAUUUUGUUGUUUGAAUUCAGAAUUGGAAGUAGGGUUCUAGGGAGCUUCUCUGCAGAGUAUGAGUGCUUUCUCAAUGAGGACUUUUGGGCGUUGAGAUUUGAGAGCUUCCCUUGACUUGGUACGCUUUCGUUUAAACUUUGUUCGGUUUUGCUGCUUUUGUUGUUUGAAUACAAAAUUGGAGGUUUUGGGUUUUAGGGAGCCUCUUUGCAGAGUGAAGGGUUAUAAAGUUGAUUUUCUUAGGUUUGGGGUAUUUGGUUACAGAGAUAUAAAGUCGAAUUCUUUUCAAGAUUGGUCGUUCGGAAUCCUCCAUUACUGGAAAUUCGAGAUAGGAGGUGUGAAAUUUGGCAAUUGGCAGAAUGUUUGCUUUCUCUUCUGAUUUCAUGGCUGGUGGAAGGAAUGGGGAUCUUUGACUGUAAAAGGCUAGGAAGUUCAUCAAACCAUUAAAGGAUUUGCCAAACUCCAUUGCUGAUGGAGGGUUCGCCUAGGCUUGGCUCAAAAGGCCUAGUUAAGAAACAUGAGUUUGUAAGGAUAAUAAUUCAAUGCCUGCUUUCAAUUGGCUAUGAGAAGUCUGCUUCAUGCUUGGAGUUGGAGUCUGGCAUUUCGUGCAAAUCCGAUGAUUUUCAAAUGCUGGAAUCACAGAUAUCAAGCGGGAAUUGGGAUGGUUGUGUUGAUACGCUUAAUACCGCUCAGGAUUUGACAGAUGAGACCAGAGCUGCUGCUUUGUUUCUUGUAUUCAAACAAUGCCUUUUGGAGUAUUUGAGUUGCGGGGAUGACAAAUUGGCUUUGGCCAUUUUGCAGAAAGAGGUGUCAGCAUUACAUGUAGACAGAAGUAAGGUUCACAACCUUGCUCGGAUCAUCCUUUCCGCAAAGGAAAUGGAGCAGAGCAAGACAGACGAUAUUGCUGUCUGUGAGUUGCGAAAAGAACUAUUGCAGGAAUUGGAAAAAUUGCUUCCUCCACCAAUCACGCUGCCUGAGAACAGGUUGGAACAUCUGGUUGAAACUGCUGUUUUGUCCCAGAUUGAUUCAUGUAUGUAUCACAAUUUGUCGGAUGCAGUUUCACUUUAUGCUGACCAUUUAUGUGGUAGGGACCAGAUCCCUACUGAAACUCUUCAGAUUUUGACUGAGCAUAAGAAUGAAGUGUGGUUUGUACAAUUUUCUAAUAACGGGAAGUAUUUGGCCUCUUCGUCAAGUGAUUGCACAGCCAUCAUAUGGAAGGUUUUGGAGGAUGGUAGGGUGACAUUAAAUCAUACCCUGCGAAGUCACCACAAACCGGUAUCCUUUCUAGCAUGGAGCCCUGAUGACUCAAAGUUGCUUACAUGUGGAAAUGUUGAAGUCCUCAAGCUAUGGGAUGUGGAAACAGGUACAUGCAAGCAUACAUUUGGGGAUCCUGGCUUCAUUGUCAGCUCAUGUGCUUGGUUUCCCGACUCAAAGCGACUUGUGUGUGGCAGUUCCGACCCUGAAAAGGGCAUCUACAUGUGGGAUUGCGAUGGCAAUGAGUUAAAAGCAUGGAGAGGGAUGAGGAUGCCCAAGAUUUUAGAUCUUGCUGUGACACCAGAUGGGGAAAAUCUUAUCAGCAUUUUCUCUGAUAAAGAAAUUCGGAUUUUAAAUGUGGGAACAAAUGCUGAACGCGUCAUCUCAGAAGACCAUUCUAUCACAUCCCUUUCAAUUUCUGGGGACAGCAAGUUCUUUAUUGUCAACCUAAAUAGCCAGGAGAUUCAUAUGUGGGAUGUUGCUGGGGAGUGGGAAAAGCCACUGAAGUACAUGGGCCACAAGCAGAGCAAGUAUGUGAUACGCUCCUGCUUUGGUGGAUUGAACAGCACAUUUAUUGCCAGUGGUAGUGAGAAUUCACAGGUAUACAUUUGGAACCGAAGAAACUCUAGGCCGAUAGAGGUUUUGCGUGGGCAUUUAAUGACCGUGAACUGUGUGAGUUGGAAUCUUAAGAGACCGCAGAUGCUGGCAUCAGCAAGCGACGAUCAUACCAUCCGCAUAUGGGGGUCUAGCCGACCUAAUAAGAUUCAACCUCAGAAGCUCUGUUGAAAAGAUCACGUCUCCAGUUUUACAUCCGUCGCCUUCUGUAGAUAUAGCCCUUGUUAUUUUCAAGCUCCUAUUCAUCAAUGAGUUUGUGAAUAUGUUUUUUGAAAAUUUUGGUGUAGAUUUCCAUUUUUAGAUCCUUAAUUUUAGUCUCUGUGAACAUAAUGUUGGAAGUAAAUUGGAAGCGUGUUGUGCUAUUAAAUAUCUGUUAGCUUUGCUUUU